AUGUCCUACAACCUUGGAGAUCUCGCUGGUAUCCAUGAGCUUAUCCUUGCAAACUACCGCGUGGUCGACUCUGAGAACACUGAUGCUAUCCUUGUCGUUACUCUGCGCAAGAAGAACGAAGAAGAGCUUCUCUCGUACCCUGCCGUCACCUACGCUACUGAAGACAUGUUUGAGGCUGUCCUGAUCACCCAUCCCAGCAAAGGCAAGAAGAUUUUGAUGAAGGAGUCUAGUCCUUGGAACACUCCUCAACCAGCCCUUAUCAAGCUGUUCGAAAAGACCUGCAAGAUGCUGGGUGACAUGAUGUCCAGCGACUACAAGUGA
Messenger RNA from Aureobasidium musti, 321 nucleotides. The record is from the annotation of a GenBank genome assembly. NCBI's taxonomy places the organism in Eukaryota, Fungi, Ascomycota, Dothideomycetes, Dothideales, Saccotheciaceae.